AACCAAAACCCUAGUUGCUCGAUUCAGGUGAAGGAGAAGAUGGCGACGGUACCAGGGCAGCUCGUGUGGGAAAUCGUGAAGAACAACAAUUCAUUUUUGGUGAAAGAGUUUGGUAAUGGCACUCAGAGCGUUCGAUUCAGCAGAGAGAGCAACAAUCUCUACAACCUCAACUCUUUCAAGUACUCUGGCUUGGCAAACAUGAAAACUGUUACCAUUCAGCCUGUGGGUAAAGAUCUGUCUGUGUUGUUGGGUACCACCAAGACAAAGAAACAAAACAAGCCUGCUGCUUUGCUUCACAAGUCUGUCAUGAAGAAGGAGUUCAGGAGGAUGGCAAAGGCUGUCCAAAAUCAGGUGGUGGAUAAUCAUUACAGGCCUGAUCUCAAGAAGGCAGCUCUUGCAAGGUUGAGUGCCGUUAACAGAAGCCUCAGAGUUGCCAAGUCUGGUGUCAAGAAGAGGAACAGACAGGCCGUGAAGGUCCGUGGUAGGAAGUGAAACUGAAUUGAGAAGAGUUAUGUUGCUUUCAACCCUCGUUUUUGUCCCCUCUUAUUUUUGUUUCUAGAACUCCAUUCUAGAUUUCCUGUGUUGUUUUUGAAAUGCAAUUAUUUUUUAUUUAGUAUUCAAUAUAAAACUGGAACUAGCAUGUUAUAGCUUUCAAUGAUAAUCGCAUUUUGGUUGUUGA
Messenger RNA from Gastrolobium bilobum, 679 nucleotides. Its product is annotated as large ribosomal subunit protein eL28y-like. The coding region runs from base 40 to 492 and encodes 150 amino acids. The record is from RefSeq and is a predicted model, not a curated record. Gene Ontology annotation, biological process: translation. Gene Ontology annotation, molecular function: structural constituent of ribosome. Gene Ontology annotation, cellular component: cytosolic large ribosomal subunit; ribosome. The transcript is spliced from 3 exons. Lineage: Eukaryota; Viridiplantae; Streptophyta; Magnoliopsida; Fabales; Fabaceae.